CUCGUGUCCCAGCCCUUCUGCCCCCAGCACCGCAGCCGGGAGCCCCGAGAAGCCGUGGGCCCCCUGGCUUAGACCCUGGGCCCUAGGCGCCCGGAGUCCACGAGGGCCCGUGCCUGGGUCUCCAACCUGCGCCCUCGGCCCGCCCCACCUGUCCCCUCCGGCCGCCCUGACCUGUCCCCUCCGCCAGGCCUCAUGCUGGAGCGCUGCCCGUGCGCCGGGGUGCGGGAGAGCGCGGGCGAGCGCCCGGCCCGGGCGGCGAGAUGGAGGUGCAGGGCCUGGACUGGCUGCUGGGGCCACUGCGCCGGCUGCUGUCCUGGGCGGCGGCGGGCGCCAUGGUCUUCGGAGGGGUGGUGCCCUACAUCCCGCAGUACCGGGACAUCCGCAGGACGCAGAAUGCCGAGGGCUUCUCCACCUAUGUGUGCCUCAUGCUGCUGGUGGCCAACAUCCUGCGCAUCCUCUUCUGGUUCGGCCGGCACUUCGAGGCCCCGCUGCUGUGUCAGAGUGUGGUCAUGAUCCUCACCAUGCUGCUCAUGCUGAAGCUCUGCACUGAAGUCCGCGUGGCCAGCGAGCUCAGCGCCCGGCGUCGCUUCUUCUCAGACUUCGACCCUCACCACUUCUGGCACUGGAGCAGUUUUGGGGACUACAUGCAGUGCAUCUUGGCCUUCACAGGUGUGGCAGGCUAUGUCACCUACCUGUCCAUUGACUCAGUCCUGUUUGUGGAGACGCUGGGCUUCCUGGCCGUGCUGACAGAGGCCAUGCUGGGUGUGCCGCAGCUCUACCGUAACCACUGCCACCGGUCCACGGAGGGCAUGAGCAUCAAGAUGGUUGCCAUGUGGACAAGCGGUGACACUUUCAAGACGGCCUACUUCCUGCUGAAGGGUGCACCCCUGCAGUUCUCUGUGUGCGGCCUGCUGCAGGUGCUGGUGGACCUGGCCAUCCUUGUACAGGUCUAUGCCUUUGCCCGCCACCCCCCGAAGCCAGCCCUGCACGCUGUGCACCCUACCAGUGCCAAGGCCCUCUAGGCUGCAGGGCCCGGCUUGGACACCGCCUUUUGGUGCGGGGCUGCUGAUCUCCACAAGCCUGGGUGUCCAGGAAGCAGCGGGGACCUGACCAGGCCUGUGCUCACCCUCUAGACCAAGGUGAAGGGUUUGCACCCAAGGGCUGCCAUGCUCUUGAUUCCAAGGUGCCCGACGAGCCCCCUUUAGUUUCUUAGACACUGGCCGGAACUGAGGGGCAGAGGGCUCAGGAGAUACAAUUGCCUCAUCUCAGUGCGAGGACAUGGUGCUGGGAGAUGGGGAAGGAAGGCAGGCCAGGAAACCUCUGGCACAAGGUCCCAGAUUCCCUCAGAGGAGACACUGGGGUCAGCUGUGACCAUGGUGAGGGGGCAGUGAGUACAAUGUCACAGGGCACAGACUGUCCUGGAUUCACAGCCAGUCCUGCCUUACCCCUGCUGCUGUCCCAGGGAGGGGGAGUAACAGGCCUAGGUUUUGGGGUGCUGGCACCCUGCUGGGGUGACUCUGGCAGUGAAGGGCCCAGGCUGAGAAGGGCCCAGUCAGAGAGGGCUUUCUGGAUGAUGUCCCUCCCAAGUGACCCCUCCUCCAGGAGGGCAGUGCUGAGGCCAGAGCCAUCUGGGUGGUGGGUGCGGGGUCCCACCACUGUCAUGAAGGGCUGUCUGAUCGCCACUGUGUGGCUCCCUCUGCGAACACAGGCUCCUGAGACGCCCGCAGGCUGGCGUCAUGCCCCGUGGGUUGGGGUGCCAGGGAGAACCCGGAGCCUUUUCUUAUUUCCAUGUUUCCUCUGUCUCCUGGAUGACUGAGCUGGGUGCUUAGGCUGGGAGCGGCUCUGGGCUGUCUUGUGGAGUGAAAGGCGCCAUUUGGCAUUGAUGCUCGGCUAGACCAAACCCACAGAGCUGCACCGGUGCCCUGGGAUGGCAAUACACCGGCUUCUGGUCAAUAAACUGCUUCAAGAUCUA
Messenger RNA from Suncus etruscus (white-toothed pygmy shrew), 1972 nucleotides. It is a transcript of the gene SLC66A2, whose product is annotated as solute carrier family 66 member 2. The coding region runs from base 261 to 1022 and encodes 253 amino acids. Gene Ontology annotation, cellular component: endosome; trans-Golgi network. NCBI's taxonomy places the organism in Eukaryota, Metazoa, Chordata, Mammalia, Eulipotyphla, Soricidae. The transcript is spliced from 4 exons. Gene Ontology annotation, biological process: phospholipid translocation; retrograde transport, endosome to Golgi. The record is from RefSeq and is a predicted model, not a curated record.